This is a messenger RNA of Sphaeroforma arctica JP610, 333 nucleotides long. RefSeq lists its product as hypothetical. NCBI's taxonomy places the organism in Eukaryota, Ichthyosporea, Ichthyophonida. The record is from RefSeq and is a predicted model, not a curated record. The transcript is spliced from 2 exons. Bases 1 to 333 code for a protein of 110 amino acids.
AUGCCGGCGCUGAUGUAUGACUCGAGUAGUGAGCAAGACAACACAGAAAUGAUUGUGGUACACAGGGAUGCACAUGAAGCAUUGAAAGGACGUCAUAAUAGACGUGACCAUGGGAAUGGUUGGCAACGUGCGGCACCCAGGAGAGACGGUUGGAAUACGAAGAUUACGUGGCACGGUUCCGGGAAAUCAUCAACAGAAGACUCGUGUAAAACGAACACGAAAAUGAAGAAGCCAAUGAAGAUAUGGAGACACAUGAACAAGAAGGACCAAUCACAGAGGAGUCAUAGUAUGAACACAUCACCCGUAGGUACGUUUAGUCACACGGGGUUGUAA